This is a messenger RNA of Schistocerca piceifrons (Central American locust), 1669 nucleotides long. RefSeq names its product transmembrane emp24 domain-containing protein bai (gene bai). Lineage: Eukaryota; Metazoa; Arthropoda; Insecta; Orthoptera; Acrididae. The record is from RefSeq and is a predicted model, not a curated record. Gene Ontology annotation, biological process: endoplasmic reticulum to Golgi vesicle-mediated transport; intracellular protein transport; Golgi organization. The transcript is spliced from 6 exons. The coding region runs from base 117 to 737 and encodes 206 amino acids. Gene Ontology annotation, cellular component: Golgi apparatus; COPII-coated ER to Golgi transport vesicle; endoplasmic reticulum-Golgi intermediate compartment.
CUUUGAGUAAAGCCAACUCAUCUGUGUUUGGAUUUGAUGCAAUGCGAGUGGAAGUUAACAAUAUUUGACAGUGUGUUGUGCUAUAUACAUGGUAGUUAGCUCUUUUUGUUACCGAAAUGGAUUUAGUUUAUUUAUUAUUGGGCAUUAUAGCCGUUAUAAGAAAUGUAGAAGGAAUAAUGUGGAAAAUGGAACCAAAUACACAAAAAUGUUUGAGAGAAGAAAUCCAGUCUGACGUUCUUGUGACGGGGGAUUAUGAAGUAUCUCCAGCUCCAGGGCAGAAAGUGGAUUAUAUAGUUAGAGAUUCAAAAGGUCAUAUUCUGUCACAGAAGGAGGAUAUAUCGAAAGGAAAAUUUUCGUUUGUGACUGAAACGUACGAUAAAUUUGAAAUAUGUUUCACAUCACGUGUGCCACCCAAUCAGAGGGGUGUAGUCCAAGAAGUUUCUCUUAUUACCAAAAGAGGUGUUGAGGCCAGAAAUUAUGAAGGUAUGAUUGGAGAAGCAGCUAAACUCAAACCUCUAGAGGUAGAAUUAAAGCGCCUUGAAGAUUUAUCUGAUGCUAUUGUUAAAGACUUCUCUCUUAUGAGGAAGCGGGAAGAAGAAAUGAGAGAUACAAAUGAAUCAACAAAUAGCCGAGUCCUGUACUUCAGCAUUUUCAGUAUGUGCUGUCUUUUGGGUUUGGCGACAUGGCAGGUUUUGUACCUACGAAGAUUUUUCAAAGCCAAGAAACUUAUUGAAUAAUUGUCGUCAUUGGUGAUUUGGUGUAAAUUAACCAUAGUGGCUUUGCAAUCCUCAUGUCUGCUGUUUCUCACUACAGCAAGUGAAGAACUCUGGCAGCACAUGAACUUGAGUUGUUUGUGAAUUUGAUGUGACACGUCAUCCAUGUGAGUUGAAUUACAUUGGACUGUGUGACUUCUUUUAAUUGUUUGUUUCGUUUCACUGUGUUGUGCGGAUGAAUUGUAUGAUUGCAUUGUCACAAGUUGUUACUUACUCGACUGUAACUGUAUUUGACAAAACAUUCUUCAGAACUUGUGAACCUCAUUAUCUGUGCUGUCUUAAAAGCUGUUUUGUACAAAAGAACUGAAAUUUACAAUAUUUGUUACAAUGCACAUUUUCUUAAAAUGUUUGUAACAUGCUGUAAAUUAUUAAAAAAUAUUUAUUUAAGAUAUUUCGAUUUUCUCCAUCCUGGAGGUUUAUGCUCAGUAGUAUGAGCAUAAGUCAUGUACAGUAAUUGAUUUGCUGAAGAGACAUUUAGUAAUGAGACUGAUUAGUAAAAAAAUGAGCACAUGCAUUUGAUGUCAGAGAUCAGAAGUAAGUCAGCUUAUGUAAAAGUAGGGUGGCAGAUUAUGUCAGGUUACUAUAUUUGAAUUGUGCCUUGGCUGAAGAAAUUACUAAAGAAGAAGAGGCAUUAUGCAUUUACUGUUAAAACCAUUUGCAUUUCAGGAAAUCAAGCUACGCACUAUGUUUUCCCAUACAUAUCUCAUGAAAUGACCAGCUGGCAGAAUGAAGAAAUUUGAUCUUAUACAAAGGAUUAGCAAUAGUCUUGCUCCAUGCGCACCAUUUGUGAAUUGAACAUGAAGGCAGACUAUUUAGUUGCACAGUGUAUUGUCAUCCACCUUCUGUGAGACACCUUGUGGUGUAUAAAUGUAAAAAAUAAAGUUGAUCUGUCUGAA